AUGUCCAAACAAUCUUCCCAACGACUGCCCGCACCCUCCCUCUUCGUAGGACCUCCCUCACAUAACGCCAGUAAUGCCUCUCUCGCCCGCGCAAACACGGAUACCUCGCAAUCCUCACGCAACAUACCUUCGUCCGCUAUACCCGGCCCUGCUUCGCCAUCCGUGCAAGCAAACCUGAGCAGAUCCAACACAGGCCUAUCACGGCAAAACACAAACCUAUCACGGCAAAAUACCAGAGAUGCAUUGAAGUCAAGACGCCAGCGACCACGCCGCGGCACCGCAGUCCUAGACGCACACUGGGCAGCCCUGCAAUCCACAUUAUCCGACAUCGAGCUCAGCGCAGGGUCAUCCGCCCACGUCUUCGGCACCGGCCACGCAGAAGCACUAGAAGAGUUGCGAGCAGCUCAAGUAGAAUUAGCGCGCGCUUGGGGCCAAACAGACGCUGAAGAUGCAUCCACAUCACCGUCUUCCCCAACCAAAACCAAAGAGACACAACAGCAGCAGCAGCAGCAGCAAAACACACACAAAGAGCAAGAAAAAGCCGCAGAGCAGAAUGAGAGAAAACUGUCUACAGCAACAACGCUAGACCUCACCGCUUGA
Messenger RNA from Aureobasidium vineae, 600 nucleotides. Lineage: Eukaryota; Fungi; Ascomycota; Dothideomycetes; Dothideales; Saccotheciaceae. The record is from the annotation of a GenBank genome assembly.